Messenger RNA from Stegodyphus dumicola, 2030 nucleotides. Its product is annotated as beta-1,3-galactosyltransferase 5-like. NCBI's taxonomy places the organism in Eukaryota, Metazoa, Arthropoda, Arachnida, Araneae, Eresidae. Gene Ontology annotation, molecular function: hexosyltransferase activity. Gene Ontology annotation, biological process: protein O-linked glycosylation. The record is from RefSeq and is a predicted model, not a curated record. Gene Ontology annotation, cellular component: Golgi membrane.
AAAAAAAAUGAAACAAAAGGAAGAAAAUGUUAGUUAAAGAUGGUUCUGUAAUUUAGCUCCUGCUCUUCAACAAAAACUAAAAUUUCAAAAUAUAUAUAUGACUAAUUAGAUUUUAAGUGAGUCUUCCCAAAAGUGAACUAACUAUAUUCUUAUUAUAAUUUAAGAAUUUGAAAGUGAAUUAUUUUUACAGCUAGAAAAUAAGUCAUUUCAUUUGUGAAUGAAUAAGCGAAUUAAAUGGGUCUAUUGGACUUUGGAUAACAUAACAUCAACUUCCCUAACAAGAUCAACAUUGCAGAGAUGAGGCGGUUUUGGUACGCCAAGUACGCAAUUACAUUGCUGGCGUCAACUGCUCUGACGUUCCACCUGCUUCAUUCACGAAUUAACGUAACCAUUAAUAAAACUACAUUUCCAUCACAAUCACAAAAUCUGCAUUUACCGCCUUCAAACUAUAUAUUCACCAAAAGCACGACAUACUUGAAAAGAAAAUUAUCUCAGGGCAAUGCAGGAAUGUUCAGCAAAAGUCAAGUUUCCCCUGCCUGGGUAGUUCUCCCAGGCAACAUUACUGUUCAUGAGGGUUACCAAAAUGUGCCGUUUGAAAUUUCUUAUGAAAUGAACACUAACAUAUGUGAUGACUUUGAUGAAUCUAGAAGGAAACUGCUAGUAUUUGUGGCUUCCAGUGCCGAUCACUUCAUGCAAAGAAAAGCAAUACGGGAGACAUGGGGUCUAAAGUUACUCCAGAAUGCUUACAACUAUAGAAUAGUGUUCCUUCUUGGAAAAGGUCAACAACACAAGCAAGAUUUGAUUGCAGAUGAGGGAUAUCGAUAUGGUGAUCUAGUCCAAAUCAACUUAACAGAAUCAUUUCGGAACCUCGGUCGGAAAUCUGUUGCAGGGCUUGAAUGGACAAGAACUUUCUGUCGUAAAGCAGAUUUUGUUAUGAAGACGGACGACGAUAUUCUCAUCCAUAUUCCAAAUCUACUCAACGCACUGAACAGUGUGAAAUCUCCUGACACUUUGCUUAUGUGCCAUGAAAACAGAAUGCGUAAAAUCUUACGCAAAGAUCUUCUGGAUCAAGUGUCUCUGCCACCUAGUUAUCAUAAAUACGAAGUGUCGGAAAAUGAAUUACCUGGGGAAUAUUAUCCGCCCUAUUGCUCUGGUAUGGCAUACGUAUUCUCAGCUGCGGUAAGGGACAGACUUCUAGAGGCAAGUUUCGUCACACCUGUUUUCUUCAUCGAAGAUGUUUAUUUAACUGGAUUUUGCCGACACAAAGCUGGUGUUGUCAUUACUCCCCACGUAGGUAUAACUCUUCGACCACCGAUAACUUUCUACCAGGCGGCGUGUAUUUUCAGGGACGGCCGCAUUACAUCACAAGAGGUCGACACUAAUGAGCUUCGUCAGCUAUGGGUGGAACUGAAUACACAGGGAUUCUUCUGCCCUCAGUUACUCGGUUACGCCCGGAAACAAGCUUAUCCGGCGUUACAUAGGAAUGAGCUUUACUAAUUAUUGUAGUGUUCUAUUUAUUUAUGACUGCAUUCCAAAGAACGGCUUAACGCACUUGCACAGUUCUCUACUUUCUGAGAUUAUUUUGUGAUGCGCGAUUUUAAUUCCCAAAACUCUUUCACCUCAUAACUUUUAACAUUUAUGUGAGUAACAUAUAUUCUGACAUUGUUUUCCACUUUUUCUGUUUUGUUAUAUCGUAUCAUUCAUUAUUAAUUUCUAUCAGUGGCCGAGAAGUUAAGACCAUUGAACUACAGUAGUUCCCCUGAGGCCAUUAAAGAUGGUUUCGUCUGAUGUCAUUCUAGUAUCAGGGCCAAAUUUCAGGUUUGAAAGAAAUUUUGCUCAGCAGCUGCAGUAAUUUUAUUUAAAUAAAUUUAUAUAUUCUUAAUUCAUAGUUCAACACAAAAAGAAAAAUACAGAAAUGUAAACAGAUUUCAGAACAUAAAAAAAAAUUAAGGUGUACAUAUUAAAUUUGAACUAUGAAAUUUCUUACUUUUAUAUUUAAAGUGAAUAAAUUGAUUAUUUGAUACCUGCUA